AUGGAACAUACCCAGACGCUAACCGACCUCUGCGAGGUGUUUUACGUUGGGGGUAAAUACAUCGAGGAUGAUCGAGGCACCCAUAUGACGGGACAGGUCUGCGUGCGACGCUUUGGAAAGAAAGUCGAUGACCGACCGGCCAUCAUCUACAUCCAUGGAGCCGCGCAGACGGGCACUCACUGGGAGUCCACGCCUGAUGGUCGACCUGGAAUCGCCUUGCUUCAAGCCCAGGAAGGCUGGGAAUGCUAUGUCGUCGACCAACCGGGUGUGGGAAGGUCACGAUAUCAUGCCCAUGACCUGGGAGAACUCACCCACUACACGGUCGAGGAAUUGGAAGAAUGCUUCACUUCGCCUCCGCAUGAUUCAUACCCCCAGGCCAAGCUGCUUGCUCAGUGGCCAGGCACCGGCAAGAGAGGAGAUGCCUUUUUCGACGCCUUCUAUGCCAGCCAGGUCGGACACAUUGCAAAAUAUCGAAAUGUGGAGCGGGCCUUUCGUCCUUUUGCCAAAGACCUCCUGUCUCGUACUGGGCCAGCCUUUCUAGUGACGCAUUCACAAUCAGGUCUUAUAGGGUGGCAUAUCGCGGACGAGUGUCCGGACUUGGUCAAAGGGAUUGUGGCUUUGGAGCCGAACGGGCCGCCGUUCAUCUACCCCGGUAUGCCCAAAUUCUACACCAGGACGCAAGCUGUCCAGCCGGGGGCUUUUGUGCGUCCCUUUGGAAUCACAUCAACUCCACUGACCUACGACCCUCCUCUGCCAGACGGCACAAAAAGUCUGGAGUUCACACGAGACUCGACCGAGACUCACGACAACAAGGACCAUGUACCAGGAGCCCGGCUGAAGGCCCCCGCACCGAAGCUGCCCAACCUGGCUUCCAUCCCCAUCGUCGUGGUGACGGCUGAGGCGUCGUACCACGCCACGUACGAUCACCACACCGUCCAGUUUUUCCACGAUGCCGGUGUGCCUGUCACACAUGUAUAUCUGGCAGAUCGGGGCAUACGCGGCAACGGACAUCUCUUGGCCAUUGAGAAGAACAACAAGGAGAUUCAGCAGUUCAUCAGCCAGUGGCUGACUGAGACAAUGGCGAAGAAUGCCGUGAAAUAA
Molecule: messenger RNA, 1101 nt
Organism: Fonsecaea pedrosoi CBS 271.37
Lineage: Eukaryota; Fungi; Ascomycota; Eurotiomycetes; Chaetothyriales; Herpotrichiellaceae
Exons: 1
Coding region: 1-1101 (366 amino acids)
Source: RefSeq, a predicted model, not a curated record